UUUUCUCUCUCAACUAACCCUGCUUCUCCUUCUUCUUCCUCUUUUAUAUCAAUGUCAAUCCUCAAUCCAAACCCAUCUUCACAAUUUUCACCUCAACCUCAGCACAGUGCACCACAACUACCAACAACAACAACAGCAACAGCAAAAUACCCUGCAAAAACUGACAACAUUGGUCCGCAAAGUUGAGACCUUUAAUGGGGAUUGAGAGGACCUUGGCAGAUAUAAAAGGGAGAAGCUUCUGUGAAUUGCCGAGAGAAACCAUUACUAGCAGCGGCUCUAAGCGGAACCGGCGGCGUCAGAAGAAGAUGCCGCCGGUUCAGAAGCUAUUUGACACUUGCAAGGAGGUUUUUGCUUCUGGGGGAACAGGGUUUAUCCCUCCCCCUCAGGACAUUCAGAGACUUCAAGCUGUUUUAGAUGCAAUAAGACCAGAAGAUGUCGGCUUGAAACCUGAUAUGCCGCAUUUCCGGUCAAGCUCCGCUCAAAGAAUUCCAAAAAUUACAUACCUACACAUCUAUGAGUGCGAAAAGUUCUCGAUGGGAAUAUUUUGCUUGCCACCUUCUGGGGUUAUUCCCCUUCAUAAUCACCCUGGAAUGACGGUUUUUAGUAAGCUUCUUUUUGGAACUAUGCACAUCAAAUCAUAUGAUUGGGUCGUUGACUUGCCUCCUGAAUCUCCUACCAUUGUCAAACCCACAGAAAAUCAGGCUCUUGAGAUGCGGUUAGCAAAAGUUAAGGUUGAUGCUGAUUUCACGGCUCCUUGCAACCCCUCUAUCCUGUACCCUGAGGAUGGGGGAAACAUGCACUGUUUCACAGCAGUGACAGCGUGCGCGGUUCUCGACGUUCUUGGUCCUCCAUAUUCGGAUUAUGAAGGCAGACACUGCACAUACUACAAUAAUUACCCCUUUUCCGACAUUUCAGUAGAAGGAAUAUCCAUACCAGAAGAGGAAAGGAAUGGUUAUGAAUGGCUACAAGAGAAGGAGCAACUUGAAGAUUUAGAAGUUGAUGGAAAAAUGUACAGCGGCCCAAAGAUUCAUGAGAGCUAAUCAUUUUCUGUCACCCCAAUACACAAUCUUCCUGUUCUUGUGACCACAUGUUGCUUUCAGAUAUUCCUACAGAUCCAUUUUCUUUUGGUUUUUGCAGUCAAUGUUGCGGAUUCGAUGCCGCCUUUUUCGGUUCAGUAGAGAACAAUACAUCUGUGUUCUUGUACUUUUUUUCUUCUUCUUUUGUUUAUGGAACAUUAGGCACUUGACACUUGGUGCUGUUUUCAGUCUAUAGUUCUUGUGUACAUACCAAGAAACAGAAAAGGGCAAAGGAGAUAAUGCUGCACAGGAAAAUGAAGGGGCAAUGAAAUGAACUAGUCGUCUGAAAUUGAGCCUCAUUUUUAGCAUGUUUAGAUCAGUUUCACUUUCAUCAGAAUCAAUUGUGGUGUCCAGAAGCUACUUAUAGAAUUUUUUCCCCAAAUUGAUUUUGACUUCAGAGUCAAUCUAGAAAGAUUUACAAACAUCUACUAUCUUAGGCUGGCGGGUUUUACAUUUAAUUUUCUUUCAGAUGAUUCAGAGCUACUACACAACUGAAGAAUUUAGUGAAUUGGUGUAACAUACUUCAGCUUAUACUGUGAUUGGAAAUAGAGAUUGUGUUGAGUGCUAAUGAUUCCUAGCAAGGCUUCAUGAUUUUUUUCACCCA
Lotus japonicus is the source of this 1680-nucleotide messenger RNA. Its product is annotated as plant cysteine oxidase 2-like. The transcript is spliced from 6 exons. NCBI's taxonomy places the organism in Eukaryota, Viridiplantae, Streptophyta, Magnoliopsida, Fabales, Fabaceae. Gene Ontology annotation, molecular function: oxidoreductase activity, acting on single donors with incorporation of molecular oxygen, incorporation of two atoms of oxygen. The coding region runs from base 195 to 1040 and encodes 281 amino acids. The record is from RefSeq and is a predicted model, not a curated record.